CAUGAGAUCUGUACGGAUUAGGCUAUGUGUAGGGGAUUAUGGACGGCUACUUUGUGACUCUUGACAUGGCAGUAUCCAGCAUUAGUAAAGGCUGAUAUCUGGAUCGGUUUCCUUGCACCUGACCGCAUUAUGAGCAACAUACCGCAACAGAUUAAAAUAAGCGUUUCCUUAAAAACGACUCCGAAUAAUGGAGCCGUUUACUUUAAAGCGGACGGCACGAGAUUCGGUCAGAGCAGAACCAUCAAAUUAUUAACCGGGACCAAAUACAAGAUUGACGUGAUUGUUAAACCGGGAGCCGUCGAGGCGACAUCUAUGAGUGUUGGUGGGGUGACGUUUUCUCUGGAGCAGCAGUCCAAAGACCCCCAGUCUGUGGUAUACACUGGAAUGUAUGACACUGAGGGAGUAACACACACCAAAAGUGGGGAGAGACAGCCUGUCCAGGUCAAUAUACAGUUCGCUCAGGCCGGCCUUUUUGAGACUGUCUGGCAGGUCAAGUUCUACAACUACAACAAAAGAGACCACUGCCAGUGGGGGAACAGCUUCAACAGUAUUGAGUAUGAGUGUAAACCAAAUGACACGCACACCCUGAUGUGGAUAAAUAAAGAACUUUUCCUGUAGAAAAUAUUACACAUCUCCACGUGCAAUGGUUGUGUGCAUCCCAGCAAGUGCUGAUGACCAACAGAUGUCACAACUUGCACAUCAUUUCUACAUUAUGUGGUGACUCGUGCACAUGAUAUAUUGCUCAUACUAAACCAUGAAUUCUUAAUCAUACAGAUUUGUAAAACAUUGACUGCUUAUUUCCUAUACAUUGUGUUACUUGUAGCAUAUACUAUGACACACAUACUGUAUGCAGAAAACAAAAAAUGACGGAAACAAAAGGGAUAUUUUUGUAAUAAUACAGUUUAAGACAUAUUUUUGAACAGUAAUGGUAAUUAACAUUCCAAUGGAUCCCGGAUGUCUGUGAAACUGGGAAAGAAGACAUUUUAUUAAGGAAAAAUGGCUGGGUUAUUUUUUUACCCAUAAUGGGUUAAUAUUGGACAGAACACACCGCUGGGUUAAAAUUGACCCAAUGCUGGGUUGGUUUAACCCAACUGCUGGGCUAUUAUACACCAUGCAAACAUUGGGUAAUUUUUAACCCAGCAUGUGUUCUGUCCAAUAUUAACCCAUUAUGGGUCAAAAAUAACCCAGCCAUUUUUUAAAGAUGAGCUAGAAACCACACUACUGAAUCAAAUCCUUCUUUAUAAAAAAACUCAAUAAGGAUGUAUCUUUAGUCAUGUGUUUAUAUAAAGUAACUUUUGAGUUUUUGUUGAAUAUGUCUUGGAUUUGAUACAAAAUGGUUGCACUUUAUGAUGUUUCUUGUGGUGUUGUCUAUUGUUUGCCUACCUCUAAAAACCUUGUAAGGAUGUUUACAGAAUUUAGAAUAGAAGUUGUUAUUCAAGGUAGCAAGUUUACAGUAAUAUUUUUACAUGUAGGCUAAAUGAAAACACUUCCGAUGUUUUUUAAUGGUGUUAAGUCAUAAAUAUGCAAUAAUUGUGUAUAUUCAGUACAGUAUAAUUGUGUAAGUUAGUACACUUGUAAGCUUUUGUACGUUAGAUGUGUUUGUAUAUUGAUAUUGUAUUUUUCAGAAUUGCAACAUAUAAUGUAUAUGAAAUCAACUAAAUGUGAUUCGGUCUUGGAAAACCCAUCACAUAGUGAAAUUUGACCAUUUUAGGUUUUGAUACCAUAUUAAAGCUGGGUUCAAGCACUUCAAAUCUGAUUCAGUUUCUUUUUA
Molecule: messenger RNA, 1771 nt
Organism: Misgurnus anguillicaudatus (oriental weatherfish)
Lineage: Eukaryota; Metazoa; Chordata; Actinopteri; Cypriniformes; Cobitidae
Gene: cnrip1b
Product: cannabinoid receptor interacting protein 1b
Biological process (GO): negative regulation of signaling receptor activity
Cellular component (GO): plasma membrane
Molecular function (GO): type 1 cannabinoid receptor binding
Source: RefSeq, a predicted model, not a curated record